This is a messenger RNA of Contarinia nasturtii (swede midge), 2959 nucleotides long. RefSeq lists its product as uncharacterized. NCBI's taxonomy places the organism in Eukaryota, Metazoa, Arthropoda, Insecta, Diptera, Cecidomyiidae. The transcript has 11 exons. Bases 326 to 2368 code for a protein of 680 amino acids. The record is from RefSeq and is a predicted model, not a curated record.
AAAGUCACAAUCAACGCUGAUCACCGCAAAUUGAGCGAACUGCGAGCCUAAUGUCAUACUGUCACAUUGAAUGGUGUUUCUCACGCGUUGCCAAAAACGUCUGUGCAGUUUAUCGUUGUACAUCUGAUUAGAAAGAACGCAACUUAGCGGUAUUUCAACAUCGGCUUGAAUUUGUUGCACAAGUGAAUAACAGAAAGUAAUUAGCAAUCGAAGCGGUGACAUCGCAGUUUGAUAGCAUCACACAGUUGAACAAAAAUCAUUUUUAGAAAAUACAAACAGUUUUGGAGGCAGAAAUAAACCAUUUUAAGAGCAAGUAUUAAACGCCAUGCAAUUAUUUUUCAAUGAAGAGACAAACAUCUAUCGCACGAUGUUUUGUCGCGAAAGCAAAAAAUCAGUGACGGGAAUUUCAGUAUUGGAUCAAUUCAUUGGUCAAAUUCACGAAACAGUCAUGAAUUCGAAUAAUAUCCACGAAAUACAGCGACAAAUUCGAAUGAUGUCCAUUGUUUGCGACAUUUUGCAAGCGUUCAAUUCAACUGUCGAAUCAUUGAUGUCAUCGCUUGACGAAAAGAUUUACAAUGACAUUAUGGCCAAAUCGCCGAAUUCUAUCUGCCUACGAGUCAAAGAUUGGGCAGGCGAUUUAUCGUCUUAUCAAAUUGGCGAUAAAUUCUUUGGCAUGGUUUCAUAUGUACUCGAAGGCGAAUCAAAACUGUGCUUCAUUCAAGACCAAUCCAAAGAAAUGAUUCAAAACUUCAAACCUUAUGUGAAAUCAGCAUUCGAGGGAAUACCGAACUACGGUGAAAUUUUCGGAUUGGAAGUAAAUCUGAAAUUUUUCCGUGCCAUUCGCAUUGACACAGAAGCUACUGGCAUGACCAUUCGCGUUCGAUUGAUUGACAUUGGUGAAAUGAUUUCGGUGUCUCCAAACGUGUACAAAUACAACUUGACUGAUGAAGCAAAACAAAUCCCUCCAAUGGCAAUGCUAUCUCGAAUCGAAAAGAUCGAUGGCAAACUGGUGCAUUCUCUCAGUGGACUAUACAAAAAGGUGUUUCAAGUGAAAAUCAUGGAUAUUUAUGUGAACAUGCUUGAAGUUGAACUGUGUACAGAAGCACAAAAUGGUUUUGAGGUGGAUGAUCCACUGCAAAAGUCAAUUAUUGAAUGCAUGGAAAUGGCUGAUAGAGAAGAAGAGCUACCAGGACAAAAUGCGUCAAUGGUGGUGCGUCAAGUGAAUCAGAAUCCAUUUUUGGACGACAACGACAUUCAAGUAGAAGUCCAUCCACAACAUUUGAACGGUUACCAACCGCAAACCGCACAUACAACCAAAACUUCUGUCUCUAAUGGUUUUCAUGCGCAAAGAGCACACCAAGCCACGUCAACGUCAAAAAGUUACCAGGUGAAUACAGUUAUUCAUCCAGCAGGAACACUACUUGCAAAUGGAUAUCAAACAAAGCCAACAACAGUUUCACCACCAAAGAUGACAUCUCCGGCAGUAAAAUCCCUGCCACCAGUUCCACCACGUCAACCUAAACCAUUACCACAGAUUCGAAUUCCAAUCAACAUCGUGCGCCGAACUCCAGCCGUAGAACAUGAAAAACAUUACAUACACCAUUUCGCGAUGAAGUAUGCAAACGGAGAAGUAAAGUUGACAGAAAGAGUAUCACCAACGAAGAACGAUGAAAAGCGAAUGAAUGGAAAUCAAGAAGCAACACCAAUUUCAAAUUCAUGUCCAUGUGAAACAGGUGCCCAUCCAAAAACUAUCAACCGGACAAAUAUUGAAAAACAAAACAACCUCAUCGAAGCACAUCUUCUACGGGAAUUGCUUCCCGUUCCAAUGAAAGGCGAAGAGAAAUCAGUAACUCCAAUGCAUUUUAUCGACGCUGAAUUCAUGUACGUUCAAUACACCGAACGCUACAAAGAAUUUGAAGAGUACCAAUUCACCACGCUUCAACAACUACAACCAAAACAGUUGAGCUACAUUCCAAAGGUAAACGACUUGAUUUUGUCACGAUAUAAUGAUCAAUUCAUUUAUCGCGCACGGGUGGAAAAGGUUGAACAACACACAUUCACAGUCUUUUACGUUGACUACGGAAACACCGAAACGGUGGGAUUCGAUGCCUUGUUUGAAUGGGACGAACUAUGUGACAUAAUGCCAUUCCAGGCGGUCAAAUAUCGAAUUGCAAACAUUCGAAGUUUACCCGGUUCAUCAGCUAGAGAAAUCAAGGAUUAUAUUCAAAAGAUUUAUCUCAACGGAAUUUUCAAGGCAAAAGUUUUGAAUGUUUCUGACGAUGUGAUUUUGGCAACAAUGAUGAAUACAAAUGGACUGGAUAUUGUUGAUGAAGUUCGAUCAGCUCUCUUCUCUGAAUGUAUAGUUUAGACAAUGCGCUGAGGUUGAAAGAAAGCAAAAAGAAAUAAUUUAGUAAACGAAACACAGAGCAAUAAUGAGAAGAAAAAAUAUAAUUAAAAACAAAACGUGAAACAGUAUACGUUAUAACCUAUAAGAAAAAUACCGAUCAAAUCAAAUCAAAUCAAAUCAUUAUCAAUUAGAAAAUAUCAAUUCAGUUUUAGAUUUACAUGAGAAAUGCCAUACGUUUUUAACAUUCCAACAGAGAAAUUUUAAGAGAUAACGAAACAGAAAUAACACAAACGUAAAAUUUCAUGCCGAUACAGUUUUAUAAAGGAAAUCCACUACAAUUGAUAAAAAUAAUUUUCCAUCUCUAAGAAGGAAAUAAUUUAGAAGUAAUCUACAUUUUAUAAAAAAGUGAUACAUACAGGAUACAUAAUUGUAGCUUAUACAUAUUCGGGUUCUAAGCCAGUGAUCAAUGAAGAAAACAAAAAAUAAAUAUCAAUAGUUAAUCAGACUAAACUACGACGAAGAUUUAUUGUAUAAUGUCAAAUGCAAUGAUGUAUUAGUAUUUAGUAUUUAUACUAUAAGAGGCCAUUGAAAUGAAGAAAAUAAAAACUGAAA